AUGUCUGCCUUCAACAAAGCCGCAUUGAUGACCUGCUCCAUGGCCAUGCGUUCCAUCGCCACCCGCCCCACUCUCGUCCGCUCAGCGUUCAAGACUUCAGGCGUCCGCUCCCUCGCUACCGUCGCCGACACCGUCUUCGCUGCCAACAAGGCUGCCCCCAAGACCCCCUCUGCCAGCACCUUCUCGGCCCCCUACCAGUUCGACUCCGAGGCCCCCAAGGCCGUCCCCGCUGCGAUCAAGCUCAAGUCCGGCCACGUCUUUACAGGAACCUCGUUCGGCGCCCCCAUCUCGUCCUUUGGUGAGGCCGUCUUUACAACUUCCCUUGUUGGAUACCCUGAGUCGAUGACCGACCCCUCGUACCGUGGUCAGAUCUUGGUCUUUACCCAGCCCUUGAUCGGAAACUAUGGUGUUCCCUCGCAGGAGAAGGAUCAGUUUGGCUUGCUCAAGUACUUUGAGUCGAACAAGAUCCAGUGCCAAGGAAUUGUCGUCAACGAUUACGCAACAAAGUACUCGCAUUGGACUGCCGUUGAGUCGCUUGGAGAGUGGUGUGCUCGCGAGGGCAUUCCUGCCAUCUCUGGAGUCGACACCCGUGCGAUCGUUCAUUUGCUCCGUGAUCAAGGAUCGACCUUGGCCAAGCUCGAGGUUGGAGAUGAGGUUUUGGAGAACAAGGAGGUCGUUGAGUUCCCUAACCCCAACGUCCGCAACCUCGUCUCCGAGGCCUCGACCAAGGAAGUCUAUGAGCUCAACCCCCUCGGAGAUGUCAAGAUUGCUUUGGUAGACUGCGGUGUCAAGGAGAACAUCCUCCGCUGCCUCGUCGCCCGCGGUGCUUCCGUCACCGUCUUCCCCUGGGACUAUGACUUCAACCAAGUCAUGGACCAGUACGACGGUCUCUUCAUCUCCAACGGCCCCGGUGACCCCCGCGCUGCCUCCAAGACGGUCCAGAAUCUGGCCACAGCCUUCAAGAACCCCGCCCCCAAGCCCAUCUUUGGAAUCUGCAUGGGCAACCAGCUGAUGGGCAUGGCUGCCGGAUUGGACGUCUACAAGCUCCAGUUCGGUAACCGUGGCCACAACCAGCCUGCCAUCAACAUGCAGAACGGUCGUUGCAGCAUCACCUCCCAGAACCACGGUUAUGCUCUUGAGGACUCCGUCUUGUCUACUCCCGGAUCGGUUGUCCAGGGAUGGGAGAAGUACUUUGUCAACGCCAACGAUGGCUCCAACGAGGGUAUCCGUCACUUGACCAAGCCCUUCUCGUCGGUCCAGUUCCACCCCGAGGCCAAGGGCGGUCCCCAGGAUACCGAGUACCUCUUUGAUGAUUUCCUGAGCUUGGCCCGUGCCGAGAAGCUCAAGCACUCCCAGAAGCCCUUCUUUGUCGCCGAGCCCCUCUCCGUCCCUAAGAAGGUCCCCGUCGAGGUCAUCGCCUAA
Molecule: messenger RNA, 1422 nt
Organism: Linnemannia hyalina
Lineage: Eukaryota; Fungi; Mortierellomycota; Mortierellomycetes; Mortierellales; Mortierellaceae
Source: the annotation of a GenBank genome assembly